AUGUCGACCGUCCAAGAAGUCACAGACGAGGCCGUCUUCGUCUCGCACAUCUCCUCCAUUCCCCCAUCUUGCCUGCUCGUGCUCUACUUCCACGCGCCAUGGGCCGCGCCAUGCGCCCAGAUGCACACCGUCCUCUCCACCCUCGCGUCCCAAUAUCCCGUCACUACCCCGCCCUCAGUCUCCUUCAUUAGCCUCAACGCCGAAGAACUCCCCGACAUAUCAGAGGACUACGACGUCACCGCCGUGCCCUUCGUCGUUCUCGUGCGCGGCGGAGAAGUCCUCGACGCGAUUAGCGGCAGCGACGCUGCUCGCGUGCGUGACGCCGUUGAGAGAAGCGCCGGUCGCGGCGCUUCUGACGGUGGUGCUGCUCCGAAGAGCCAGAUUCCGCCACCGCUGAGUGCAACCCCCAGAGAGGAUAAUGUACCCACGACUGCGACGCAGGCGCCCGUUUCUGCAGAGCAGUCGAAGCAGGCGCUGUUUGCGAGGUUGGAGGAAUUGGUGAAGGCUGCGCCGGUUAUGUUGUUUAUGAAGGGGAGCCCUAGCGCACCGCAGUGUGGGUUUAGUCGGACGUUGGUGGGGAUUCUGCGGGAGCGGAGUGUUAAAUAUGGGUUCUUUAAUAUCUUGGCCGAUGAAGAUGUGAGACAGGGUUUGAAGGAGUAUGCAGAGUGGCCUACGUUCCCGCAGCUGUGGGUUAAGGGUGAAUUGGUUGGUGGUUUGGAUAUUGUCAAGGAAGAGCUAAACAAUGACCCGGACUUCUUUAACGAGUUCUCCGUUAACAAGCCGGCUGGCGCUUAG
This is a messenger RNA of Aspergillus ruber CBS 135680, 795 nucleotides long. Its product is annotated as PICOT family protein. Bases 1 to 795 code for a protein of 264 amino acids. The transcript is spliced from 2 exons. NCBI's taxonomy places the organism in Eukaryota, Fungi, Ascomycota, Eurotiomycetes, Eurotiales, Aspergillaceae. Gene Ontology annotation, molecular function: 2 iron, 2 sulfur cluster binding. The record is from RefSeq and is a predicted model, not a curated record.